Messenger RNA from Spodoptera exigua (beet armyworm), 684 nucleotides. The record is from the annotation of a GenBank genome assembly. NCBI's taxonomy places the organism in Eukaryota, Metazoa, Arthropoda, Insecta, Lepidoptera, Noctuidae.
AUGUGUCGGAGGGGCGGGUAUCGCCGAAGCAUUCGUCGCAUCCCCCCGACGGGUGUUGGCCCGCCAGAUGUAACAAUGAAGGUGUUACUACUACUAUCCCUCCUGGCUGUGGCCUCAAGCUACCCUAUCGUGAACACCUGGACCUUCUCGGAGUUGUCCGCGGCCAUUGAGAACAAGAAAGCGGGACAUGACAUUUGGCCUUAUCUUGCGUUAGCUUUUAAUGAGAUCAUGAUGGGACUCUUCUCUGGGAACACUGAUCUUAUCGACGCAGCUAUUCCAUCUCCAUCAGGAGCAGACACGUGGACAGUGGAGGAGGUGAAGGAAGCUCUUAAAGAUCCUACCAUCAAGCCUGAUUAUUUAACAGGUCUGCGGAGCGCAGAGGCCUUUAUGAAGCACAAGAAUGAAACUGGAGAAUUAGAGGACCGUGUGGAAGUAUUGAUACCCGCUUUGGACAUUUCCACAUGGACUGAAUCUGACCUGACGCAAGCUCUGAACAGUCCCAGCACGAAAGAAGAUCUCCUGCCUUUCUUGGAGAAGGCAUUCAACGACCUGAAAGCGGCUCAGGAAAAUUGUAAAACACGGAAUAUCAUCUACAUGAUGACUCCCGUUGGUCUGAUACCUCCUAAGGACAGCUACCAUUACGUAUUGAAACCAUCGAAAAAUCGCAUCAAGAAAGGACUUUAA